GUGACAGCUCCCAUUUCCUCAUAUGAGAAACACCGAGUGAAUGGAUUUGGGUGGAGAGUGAGAGCUAGUGACGUCCGAGGCGAGCAUCAGUCUGCAUUUAAGAUUUAUUCCAGAAACCGACUCCACCUGUUAAAAAAAAGGCGAUCCUGAAACAACACAUUUUCUGUCUAAAUCUGGAGAUGGAUUUGUAUGGGAAGAUGGCAGCCACUCAAGAUGGAAAACAGAAAGAUAACUCCGAACAAAACUUUGACUACAUGUUCAAACUGUUGAUCAUCGGGAACAGCAGUGUUGGAAAGACAUCGUUCCUGUUCCGCUAUGCCGAUGAUUCAUUUACAUCGGCUUUCGUCAGCACAGUGGGGAUCGACUUCAGGGUCAAAACCGUGUACAGGAACGACAAGAGCAUCAAGUUGCAGAUCUGGGACACAGCAGGCCAGGAGCGCUACAGGACCAUUACUACAGCUUACUAUCGUGGAGCCAUGGGAUUCAUCCUCAUGUAUGAUAUCACUAAUGAAGAGUCCUUCGCUGCUGUGCAAGACUGGUCAACUCAGAUUAAGACCUACUCAUGGGACAAUGCCCAGGUGAUCCUAGUUGGGAACAAAUGUGACAUGGAGGAGGAGAGGAUAGUGUCUGUGGACAGUGGAAGACUCCUGGCCGAACAGCUGGGUUUUGAGUUCUUCGAGACAAGUGCGAAGGACAAUGUCAACGUCAAGCAGACCUUUGAGUGCCUGGUGGAUGUUAUCUGUGAUAAAAUGGCUGACAGUCUUGAGAGCAACCCUGCUGAAACUACUGGAACUCCCACAGCCAAACUGAGCGACAACGCUGUACCGCCCCAGCAGUCCGAGUGCAGCUGCUAGUGAUACCUACGCAGCCUGUGCGUGUGUGUGUGUGUGUGUAAGUGUGUGUGGUUUCUGUGCUGUUGCCAAUCUUUCAGACAAAAAAAAAAAAUACAUCACCGAACCCCAAGGUCGAGACGUAGGUUGGCGAGAAGCUUUGCAAAAUUCUUGGAAUAGAAACGGUUUUCCAGUCUUAUCUCUAACUCUAGACCAGGAUAAUCAACGCGGAUCUCUCAGUUUAGAUUACUAUUGCUGAAGAAAACUCAAAGAUAUGGUGAUGUUGUGCCAAAAUAUCACGCUGUCAGAGGUCCCCUAUGUGAUUAUAAUCACUGUAAAGGCCUUAUCUUAUGCAUUGAGGUUUAGAUAAUCGCAGUAGAUCUCCUAAACUGUGCAAUAUGCCGUUUUGUGUCAUUUAAGAUGAAAGAAAAAAAAAAAGAAGCCAUGAACUGAAACAGCAGCUGUGCUUAUUCCCACUCGCCUCAGGGGAAUCACAUAUGUGUGUAUCGCUUUCUUUCUACCUAAUGUACAUAUAUAUAAUUGGUAAGCUUUUGUUAUAUAUCCUAACUAACGAGUGUUUUGUUGAUUGAAGUCUAUUACAAUAUGUAUUGAAAAGCUAUGCCAUUAUAGGUGAAUAAAUGUGGCCUUAAAACCUCUAAAAAAGA
This is a messenger RNA of Hemibagrus wyckioides, 1495 nucleotides long. It is a transcript of the gene rab3c, whose product is annotated as RAB3C, member RAS oncogene family. The coding region runs from base 180 to 854 and encodes 224 amino acids. Lineage: Eukaryota; Metazoa; Chordata; Actinopteri; Siluriformes; Bagridae. The record is from RefSeq and is a predicted model, not a curated record. Gene Ontology annotation, molecular function: GTP binding; GTPase activity. The transcript is spliced from 5 exons. Gene Ontology annotation, biological process: protein localization to plasma membrane; protein secretion; regulation of exocytosis. Gene Ontology annotation, cellular component: endosome; plasma membrane; synaptic vesicle.